Messenger RNA from Fulvia fulva, 582 nucleotides. RefSeq lists its product as uncharacterized. NCBI's taxonomy places the organism in Eukaryota, Fungi, Ascomycota, Dothideomycetes, Mycosphaerellales, Mycosphaerellaceae. The record is from RefSeq and is a predicted model, not a curated record. The transcript has a single exon. Bases 1 to 582 code for a protein of 193 amino acids.
AUGACCUACGACGAUUCAAACGAAGAAGGCACGACCAACAACCAGUACAUCCCCAUCAAGCCACAAAUACAGUGCCGCAAACCAUGGCCUCGCCGGGCCAAGGGCAUUUGGGAACUACUUUGUAUCGUCUUACCCGUCAUGAUGAUUGCCGAGGUAUUUGUCCCGGGCGGCGGUGGAGCUUUUGUCGCGACACACAUCCUCUUCUGCAUCAUCGGCGGUACCGGGCUGCUGUUCUUCAUCUUCGCAGAUCCCACCACCGGCAUCCCCAAGAAACUCCACCUUCGUCGUCUACCAGAUGAUGGCGGCGAUGGUUCGAGCCUGGUGGAAGUAGUCAGGAUGCGACCUUUGCUCGGAUGGAAGAGGUGCGAGAUGAUCGGUGGACGUGAGCCCCCGAAACGUGCCGGAAUCGCAGAUUGCGAUGGCGCGUAUGUCGUGUACAGGUGGCGCAGCUGGGUGGGAAGGAUACGGUGGGAGCGAGCGUUGUUUGUUGUAGGCGAUGGGGAGGCCGAGGACUGUACUGCAGCCGUGAUGACGAGGAACGGGGUGCCAGUGACGAGGCUACAAUGGCACCGCGGUGAGUGA